AUGGCAUUCCGCAGCACAGCAGAGGAAAUGGAGAGACUCCAGCUAUCAGAUGACGACACUGAGGAUCUUUGGAACUCUCCCUCAAAGCGUGGAGCGCACAAGAAAUUCGACUCUCCACCCUCUGACAAAAAAAUCACACCGGAACCUCGAGCUUCCCAUGACAGUGGGGAUCCUCUAUUCGAUCGCAAAGAAGCGCGAGAAGCCGCACUCCACACAGAAUUGCAGGGUGUACGGAACAUCAACGAGGUGAUUGAAGGACUAUUGAGUAGCCUUGACUCUGCAAAAGGAAAUAUGGAGACGGUAUCGCGAACGGUCACCUCGGCAUCCACCCUCCUAAAUACUUGGACCCGCAUUCUCUCCCAAACCGAGCAUAACCAGCGAUUGAUCCUUAACCCCAAUUGGCAAGGUGCUACUCAGGAUGUUGCCGAUAUCGAAAACGAAGCGAUCCAAAAGCAGCAAGCAGCGGAGAGACGUGAGCAGGCACUUCAACAACAAAGAGAGGCAGCAGCGCGCAAAGCGCAGGAAGUGGAAUCGAGACGCACACAGUUCUCCCCUAACUCUUCUCACUUCAUCCUACGCAUCAUGAAUUUCGCUCCCUACCAAGACGAAUCUCCAGAUAUUGAGCGUGCUCUAUCUCCUCCAAAUGAUGGCUACCGCGUGUCUCCAAACCUCCGCUCCCCGCGAGCUUCGCUCGAUGCACAUGUGAAUGUACCCACCAGUCACAGUUACCCUGGCGCGGGCUUUGCGACUCCAGGGCCUUUUGAGACAAGCCUUCCUAUCCGAAUUGAGGUGGAGGCUAUGCUAGCCUAUUUACUUCUGCCCCCGGUCGGAGGUGUACUGUUGUUGCUUAUUGAGCACAACAGUGACUACGUGCGGUUCCAUGCUUGGCAGUCGAGCAUGUUAUUCGCUACCAUGUUUGUCGUUCACCUCCUCUUCUGCUGGUCCAGCUUCCUUUCAUGGACACUUCUCAUCAUCGACCUUCUACUCAUUGGCUUCCUCAGCAUGCAUGCCUAUCAAGACGUCGACACCUUGGACCACUUCGAGGUUCCUAUCUUUGGUCGACUGGCCAACUCUUUCGUUGAUGAUGAAUGA
Messenger RNA from Penicillium arizonense, 1092 nucleotides. RefSeq lists its product as uncharacterized. Bases 1 to 1092 code for a protein of 363 amino acids. The record is from RefSeq and is a predicted model, not a curated record. Gene Ontology annotation, cellular component: mitotic spindle; DASH complex. Lineage: Eukaryota; Fungi; Ascomycota; Eurotiomycetes; Eurotiales; Aspergillaceae. Gene Ontology annotation, biological process: mitotic cell cycle. The transcript has 6 exons.